This is a messenger RNA of Acanthaster planci (crown-of-thorns starfish), 3146 nucleotides long. RefSeq names its product sorcin-like. Gene Ontology annotation, biological process: COPII vesicle coat assembly. Gene Ontology annotation, molecular function: calcium ion binding. The record is from RefSeq and is a predicted model, not a curated record. NCBI's taxonomy places the organism in Eukaryota, Metazoa, Echinodermata, Asteroidea, Valvatida, Acanthasteridae.
CAUAGUGGCUCAAUAACAGCAUCUGAACUCCGGCAAGCGUUGGUUAACGGUAACUGGACCCAUUUCAACGAGGAAACCUGCCGGCUGAUGAUCGGCAUGUUUGACCGUGACAGAAAUGGAACAAUCAACUUUAAUGAAUUUGCUGCAUUGUGGAAGUACAUCCAAGACUGGAGAAAUUGCUUUGAAAGAUUUGAUCGAGACCGAUCAGGGAACAUUGACGCCAAUGAGCUCAACCAUGCCCUGCAGACGUUUGGCUACAAUGUCUCCCCUGCCUUCUGUGCCGUGCUCGUCCGGAAAUUUGACCGGUCCGACGCCAGGACGAUGAAGCUGGAUGAUUUCAUUCAGUGUUGUGUCAUGAUUAAGUCUCUGACUGAGGCCUUCAGAAAGAAGGACACUGCCUUAAGGGGAACGGUUAAAAUUCACUACGAGGAGUUCCUUGAAAUGGUUCUGGAAAAUGGUAUUCACUAGGGGCGCCAUUUUUCACCAAAAAAAGAGCAGUGAAUGGGGGACACUGCGACCAUGUGAAUAAAUUCCAUCAGUGCUUUAUAUACUUGUAUGGCAGCUUGCUGUUCUGAAUUUUUUUAUAUAUCCUUCAACUUUCUUGUAAAUGGCGAUCAUUCCUACUUGAAAAGUACUUGAAAAGUCUUACUAAAUUGUAAAAAAGUAAUGAAAGUAAUAUUUUCGGUAUUGGUUGCAUCAUUAAAGACGGUUUGUCAGCUUUCCGUUAUCUUCCUGUUUGGAACAACUCAGUGCUGUUAACAGUAAAACGAAACCUCUGAGACGUUUGUCUGAUAUGCGCCUUAAGCAGAAGCACCCCCUCAUUGGUCGAAAAGAGCCAUGUUGGUAGGUAGUGUUUUAUUUUGUUGGUAGCGACAUGACCGAAAGGGAUGCAUUGUGUAGUAAGAGAAGUGUGGUUCCCACCUUAGGAUCUUUCGUUGCGCCCUCUCUUGAUCCAAUUCAGGGCUCAAAGUGAUAAAGAGAGUUGCUUAAUAUGCUAAAUCACAACUAUGGAAUGAACGACAGAAUCCCACUUACUUCACGCCACUGCGAGGCAUCCUUAGUGAUCAGUACUACAGCCCUGCACGUGGGACGGGGCCACGAAUUUCAUCGCUACCAAGCCUUAAUGGUGUUUGAAGAACAAUCUCAUUGGGUAGUAAGUUCCAGUCAUGAGUCCUCUGAGAAAAUGUUUGUAAGACAUCGCAAAGGAGUAAAACUCCGAUUAUAUUUGGUUCUCUGAAUUCUUUAUCCUUGAUGAAUUGAGUUGGGAAAUAUGGCAGUUUCUUACUGCAUGAGUAAGUAAGUGGAUGUAAGUGGAUGUAAGUGGAUGUAAGUGGAACCACUGACUUUUUCAGUGCUGAUAUUGAAUUUGAAAGCGAAGUUGAUAGUGACAAUUUUGUGGCAUAUCCAGAACACUUGAUGGAUGUGGAAUAUUAACCAUGCAGACCUUGAAGCUUCCAGGUUUCUCAUCGCUAUUGCUGAUUUACAGAGAAGUACUGGACUGGUUUUUGGACAGAAAGGAUUUGGUGGUGUCUCCUUUCAGAAGGCUCACAGCUAGAGAGAUUCCGCCUCUCAACACCAGUUGCUCUGUUCGCAGUGCUGACUGGUGUGCCAAUUGAGAGAAUCUCUCAAAAUCCCAGGUGCAGAGGUGGAUGGAUCCUUACCCUGCCGCCUCUGUGACCCUGACAUGCAGGUUGGAUUUCUUGUCCCAGCCUGAUUCUGUGGCCUUUUCUCUGCAAUAUCCUGGUAGGGUUUUCCCUCUAUUUCAUCUGAGUCUUCUCCCUGUAUCUUUUGUUAGGCCUCUUUUGUGACCCAUGAUUUCAUUUAUAAAGAAAAUCAUAAUAUUCCUAGCAGAUUGAUUGAUUUUCCAUUAUUGUUAUACCCCUACCUUGAAUAUUGCAUUUUCAUUGGCCCAGAAAGAUCACUCGACUGGUCCACAGAAAUGCAUAUUACCCUCAUCAUUUUGCAUAUCACAUCGUGAUAUCAUAGACUAGUCCCUGCCUCAGGGUCAAAUCUAUUAUUGCAGGGACUACCAACCAUGCCACUGAUAUUCACUGGUACCUAUGCUACUUUGACCUGUACAGUUGAUGAUAGCUAACUGUAGUGGUACCAGUGAACUGGGGAACAAUCAGCUGUUGAAGCACUUUGUCAACACCCUCACCUCAGAAGCUGUGAGUUCUAGGGGCUUAAAACAUCAUAACCCUCAUCAGACCAGUCAGUAAUGUUUAAUUUAUGUGUUUCAGUCCUGUGGACAGGAGGCUGUCGUCAGCAAGUAAUUUGAAAUUAAUAAGGUUCUUACCUCGCUGACGAUAUCACCCCAACACUUGCUUUAAGAAAGAAGCAUAGUAGACCCGAGAUGUGCCUGCUGCAGGACUUGAUGCUUUCCCAUAAAUGACUUAUAGUACUCGCUCAAUGCAAAAAAACAAAAUACAAAACAGUAGCCACUUUCUCUAAGAACAGUAUGCAGGAAAAUCCUUUGUAUUUUUUUUCUUCUUUCAUUCCAUCUGAGGUAAUGUUGUGUCCUUAAGUGGGUUUCCUCUGUUGCCAGUGGGAAAAACAUAGUCUUGAAGAGUUUAUUAACUUGGAAACUCUGUUUUAACAAAGAGGUACAUGAUUGAAAACUUGGAGUGGGUUUUCACUUCUUUGCAUUAAGAUGGCACACUAUUAGGGUUUUACCUGGUGAAUUGAAUUUAAAAUAAAACUGGUUAUCUGAUCAUGUUUACUUCAUCCCAACCGAGUUUUCUUUACAAAACAUACACUCUAAUGCAUUCAGAACUUACUCUUUACAACUGAAUGCAAGUAACAUAUGGAAAACUGAUGAACCAGUCUUAAAAAUGCAACCAGACAAGUGAGAGUGUUUGUUAUGUAACUCAUUAAUUUCAUAUUUGGAUUGCCUUUUUUCAUGCUCUAUGAUUUACAUGUAUAUAAUUUUUGGACAUUUAUUAUGGUAUAUUUAGCAAUCAGAAAGUGGUGGGCAGACUUUUAGUAGAUGAUAUCGCUGGUAUUCGAAAUAUUUCUGUAGAAUAUGUAUAAUGAUUGAAUCCAUUUGUGUGGACUGGAUAUAUUAGGGUGGUCGUAGCAGUGACCCUGGAUGAUCUCUUUGACUGAAAUAAACUGAGCUUGGGGUUGGUUCGUGUACAUCUAAAAAA